Cyprinodon variegatus (sheepshead minnow) is the source of this 5787-nucleotide messenger RNA. RefSeq names its product integrin alpha-5-like (gene itga5). Lineage: Eukaryota; Metazoa; Chordata; Actinopteri; Cyprinodontiformes; Cyprinodontidae. Gene Ontology annotation, cellular component: external side of plasma membrane; integrin complex. The record is from RefSeq and is a predicted model, not a curated record. Gene Ontology annotation, biological process: cell-cell adhesion; cell-matrix adhesion; cell adhesion mediated by integrin. Gene Ontology annotation, molecular function: integrin binding. Bases 180 to 3359 code for a protein of 1059 amino acids. The transcript has 30 exons.
UGGAUCUGAGAGAGUGAAGGCGAGAGGACGCGGCAGAGGAGCGCUAAUGAGAUCCUGCGCGGUCAAAGAGAUGCAUAUUUAACUCUCAGCUGUUCAGGAUUCAUAUUCGGUUUAGUCAUAAAGCAACGUUGGACUGUAUUUCACCCAAACUUUAGAGGAUUUUUUUUACUUUGGUAACAAUGGUCUCCAAGCGGCUACGCGUAAAGACGCCGCGGACAGCUGGCUUCUUCCUCCGCUCGUCCGUGUGCAUCAUCGGGCUGUUGGCCACUUUCUCUCGGCCUGUCUGCGAGGCGUUCAACCUGGACUUGGAGAACCCAGCUGUUUAUAGCGGACCAGAAGGGAGCUACUUCGGAUAUGCUGUUGACUUUUAUUUGUCUGAAUCCUCCAGUGCAAGCGUGGUUAUUGGAGCCCCCAAGGCCAACACGAGCCAGACCGACGUCACAGAGGGAGGGUCUGUCUUCUACUGUCCGUGGAGCAUCAGCGAAACAAACUGUCACACCAUUGAAUUUGAUCCAAAAGGAGACCGCAGCAGCCGACUUAACGACACAAUGCACCAGGUUGAUUUCAAGUCCCACCAGUGGUUUGGCGCCACAGUGCGUUCUCAUGGCGACACAAUCCUGGCUUGCGCCCCUCUCUACCAUUGGAGGACCGAAAAGGAUGAACCCCGUUCUGAUGCCACUGGAACCUGCUACCUCUCAGUUCAGAACUUCACCAAAUUUGUGGAGUAUGCUCCCUGUCGGACAGAGCUCAGUGAUGCAGGGGGUCAGGGUUACUGUCAGGGAGGAUUCAGCGCUGACUUUACGACGGAUGGCAGAGUGGUUCUGGGCGGACCCGGUAGCUAUUUCUGGCAAGGUCAGGUCAUCUCCGCGGCCAAGGAGGAGAUUAUCAAAGCCUACUAUCCAGGAUAUUUCAUGCAGGCUGUAGAGGGUCAGGUUCAGACCAAACAGGUCCAACUUGUACACGAUGACAGCUACCAAGGUUACUCUGUAGCUGUUGGGGAAUUCAGUGGGGAUCAGGUGGAAGAUUUUGUAACCGGUGUUCCAAAGGCAGUCAUGCUUUAUGGUUUGGUGUCUAUUUUGAACGGGUCAGAUCUGAACACCGUAAUGAACUUCACUGGUGAGCAGAUGGGAUCAUAUUUUGGCUAUGCUGUGGCAACGACAGACAUUAACAGUGAUGGGAUGGUUGAUCUGUUGGUGGGAGCUCCCAUGUUCAUGGUCCGAGACUCUGAUGGUCGACUGGAAGAGAUGGGGCGGGUUUACACUUACCUGCAGAGGAGCCCCUUAAACCUGGAGAUCCACAAACCUAGCCUGACAGGCAGCGAAGUGUUUGGGAGAUUUGGCAGCACUAUCGCACCACUGGGAGACUUGAACCAGGACGGUUUUAAUGAUGUGGCCAUAAGCUGUCCAUUUGGAGGUGAUGAUCGGCAGGGACUGGUCUACAUCUAUAAUGGAUACUCAGAGGGCCUCAGGGAAAAGCCAUCUCAGGUGAUCGUAGGCCAGUGGGCUACUGGUGCUCUUCCUGCCAGCUUUGGUUUUGCCCUCAGAGGAGCUCAAGACCUGGACAUGAAUGGAUAUCCUGAUCUCAUUGUUGGAGCCUUUGGUGUUAAUAAAGCAGUACUCUAUAGAGCUCGACCAAUUGUCACGGCCAGCGCCUCCUUGGUAGUUUCCCCCACAAUGAUCAACCCUGAAGAGAAAACCUGCACAAUCACUAAUGGAAACUCUAGCAUUUAUGUAUCUUGCGUCAAUCUGAGUUACUGCAUAACCGCUGAUGGGAAACACCUACCGGCCGAUCUAGACUUCCAGGUGGAGGUGCAGCUUGACAGCCACAAGCACAAGCAAAAAGGUGCUGUGAAGAGGGCUCUGUUCCUGGAUUCCCAGCAGCCUUUGCUUCAGAAAAGUCUGAGAGUUCGCCGUGGGAAGCGUCUGUGCGACCAAAAGAAGAUCUAUCUAAGAGAUGAGAAAGAAUUUAGGGAUAAACUUUCCUCCAUUUAUGUGGCCUUGAACUUCAGCUUGGACCCAAAAGCUGCCGCCGACUCCCGUGGGCUGCGGCCCAUCCUCAACUACCAGACCACCAACGUUAUUGAGCAGAAGGCUCAGAUAUUGUUGGACUGCGGAGAGGACAACAUCUGUGUUCCUGACUUGAAGCUGGCCGCCCAUAGUGACAGGAAGGAAGUCUACCUCGGCGAUGACAACUCGCUGACCUUAUUUUUCAACGCCAGGAAUGAGGGUGAGGGAGGGGCGUAUGAGGCAGAGCUGUAUGUGGCAUUGCCCCCUGAGGCAGAUUAUAGCGGUAUUGCCCGUAACAAUGAGAGCCUCACUCAACUUACCUGCAGCUAUGAGACCGAGAACCAGACCCGGUACCUCAGCUGUGAUCUGGGCAACCCAAUGAAGGCUGGCACCGAUCUCUGGGCAGGUUUGCGUUUCACAGUUCCACGUUUAAGAGAUGCACAGAAAACUGUCCAGUUUUACCUCCAGAUACGCAGUAAAAAUGAGAAUAACUCUCAAAGUGAAGUUGUCUACUACAACCCAGAGGUGGUGGUCCAGGCUGAUGUUAUUCUGCAGGGUGUGUCUCGACCAGAUAAGGUCUUCUUUCCACCGGCCAACUGGAAAGCGCCCAAAAACUAUGUGGUGGAGCAGGACGUCGGGCCUGUCGUGGAACACGUUUAUGAGCUUGUCAACAACGGCCCCAGUCGGAUCAGCGGCACAUUACUGGAGCUGCGCUGCCCUCUACGUGUCCAGGGUCGCUCUCUCCUCUACCCUCUUGAGUUUUUCACAGAAGGUCCCAUUAACUGCACCGCUGACGAAAACAUGAACCACCGUGGACUCAAACUCCAGGAAACAUCCACAGAGUCUCCCGCUCUGGCACUGAAGGCUAAUGGGCAUCAUGUUGAGAAGAGGGAGACACAGAAAGACCAGCUCGCUCUGUUGACUAACCUGUCUUGCCCCAAUGUGAAUUGCUGGAAGCUCCAGUGCAACGUGGGUCUCCUGGAGAAGGGAACCACUGCAAUCCUGAAAAUGCGAUCGCGAGUCUGGGCCCAGACCUUCACUGAGAGAGCUUACAAGCAGUAUGUGAUUGAAUGUCUUGCCGAAUUCAAAGUACAGAAGAUGCCAUAUGGGAUUCCACCCAAACACUAUCCAAGUGGUCAGAAAAAGGUGGUGACCCCAUUGGUUUGGAACAAACCAGACAUUGAAAACUCUGUCCCUUUGUGGAUCAUCGUCUUGGCCAUCCUGGCUGGUUUACUUCUUCUGGCUCUUCUUAUCUACGUCCUUUACAGGUUUGGCUUCUUCAAGCGAUCUCUACCUUACGGCACUGCCAUGGAGAAAGCUCAGCUCAAACCACAGGCCGCCUCUGAGGCCUAACUCCCCAACUGAACUACAAGAACCACAAUAUCUGGCCAAGUGAUUGCAAUAGAUGGACACAACGGAACUUGUGGCGUGGAUCAGAGUUGCGCGAACGAGAGACUACUGGAACUCCGCUGUGCUGCACUAAAAAGAAGACAAACACCCAAAGAUCUACAAGCCAAAUGAAUGUUUUUUUAAAUAUUUAUAUCUUUUUUUUUUUUUUACCCUUUUGGGAUUUUUGGCAAAUAGAACUUAUCUUUGUGCGUAAAAACAAAUCUUAGACAAAAAAAAAAGCACACGGGCUGCCGUUAUCCUGUGCAUCCGGGAACAUUUUGGGUUUACUUUUACAGAUGUUUGUGAUGAAGACCUUUAUAGUACCUGUUUAUCUGCUUUAUCUUGGUGCUAAUGAUCGAGUGCAUCUGCUGCCGUCGACGGGAAACAACAGGAUUGUGAUAUGAUUGUCUGACCCUGUUAUUUACACCUUGAACUUUGCGAGCUGUUGUCAAUUUCCAGCCUAGUUUCUGCUGGGAUACAUCCCGCCACUAUGCAACCCCAUGAACAGGAAAAGCGGGUAUUAAAAAUGCUUUAGAUGGAAGUUUGUCAGCUGUUCAUGGAAAUGAUCACUUGCUGUCUCAGGUGGACAGUUUUUUUGUGCUUUGAAUUCUUUUUUUUUUUUUUUUUUGCACUCAAAGGAAAUCUACUGAUAUUUUUUUCCAAAUACACCAAAGACUGACUGAGCUUCCUUUGAGAUUGGACUUUGACUCCUACUGAUCACUUUGUCCAAGUCCUGUAUUUGUGUUCUCAGUGUUACCAAAGCUGCAGCCGCUGUCGGUGUAGCGGCAUAUAGUUAACUGGGAUUGGACUGGAAACACCACAGACCUGUGGAACCUCAUGUUGAAGCAGCAUGGUGCUUCUUGUUGGAAAGCGGUGCUCUCCUGUCCCUUCUGCUUGGGGUGUGAUGGUUAAAGUGGGGGAAAAAAGGAACACAGUUGUCGGGCAUGGUAGCAUAAGAAAAACGAACAAAGACAGGGCAGACAGCAUUGAUGUAGCCUUGACAGGAGGCUGAGGAACAAUGGAUCCUUUUUUCAGCUUAGUGUGUUGCUGAAUGAGAUACUGUAUUUUUCUUCUUUUUAAAUGAGUAAAAUGAAUGAGACGCAGCUGACAUCAUCCCAAUAUCAUAAAGGCUACAGGGACUUAAUAAUACAAUUCCUUGUAUGUUUUUUUGUUAAUGUACAGGUGUAUCAUAAUACAUUAAAAUAUCAGCAAAAAGUACAUAAAUUCCAAUAACUAGGUUAAAUUAAAGUAAAACUCAUGUAGACUUAUGGAGUGUGAAACUUUUCCUAAGCGUGUUUUUUUUUCUUCCACUUAACUUUCCAUUAAUGUGCCUAAGUGCAACUCUCUGUGAAUAACCAGCUUCUGCUGAACACUAUUAUGGCCCUCAUUAAACUAUUAAAUAAUUAUUAUAUAACUAUAUACAUAUCUGAUGUGUGAUUCAAGAUUUCGAAUAUUUUUAUUGAAUCUAUCCCAUAAUCGUUAAAACUAACAUAAUGAAGUAUCUGAAAAGUACCUGACCUUUUUGCUGAUAUUCUUAUUUAUUAAGAUGCACCUUUACUGGAGUUAAUGUGCCUUAAUGUAAAUACUUCAUGUCUGUGGGUCAGCGUUAGGGUCACCUGUGUACAUCAUGUGUUCAUGAAUUUGUGUGAAUGAUGUAUUUAAGUGGUUUUUGUUCUCGAGUGCGUGUGGUUAUAACUUCCCCACUGCCUAGUCCUUUUGUAGCCAGAGAUAAUUGAGGUGAACGUUUUUCAUUGAUUUUAAACCCAACAGCAAAAAUACCUCAAUCAAAGGGAUAACAACUAGGCACUGGGAUCUACACCAUGUUUGGAAGUGCAAUAUUUAUAUCACUCUUUUUAAUGUAUCACUGCGUUUUAUUUGUCUUUUUUUUAAACCAGAAAGUGAGGAUGUAAACUAAACCUCUUGGUUUUUUAAUUGUUUUUUAAAUCUAUUAUAUUAUUAGCUUUCUCACUGCUAACAAAGUCAAAUCUUUAAAAAAAAGAAAAAAAGAAAUGCUUUCCCCAAGUUCUGAUAUAUUUAUCACUUUUUUGAACCGCUUUCACUUCUCACAGGUUUAAUAGCACAGGUUGAUGCUGAAACAAAGCAUGGUUGAAGACGCUUAAAUCGUUAAUAUCAUCACAUAUUCUCCUUCAGCAGCUGUUUAAACACAACCAAUUCAGUUAACAUGUGUUGUACAUAUUUUCCCUUCACUAGAUACGUCUCCCUCUGAUCUUUGGGUGAUUUAUACAAACCUGGACUAGAAAAUCCCCAUUUAGUUCUGGAUCUAAAUCCUUCAUGCGGCACAUUCUCUUUAUGACAACCAUUUCCUUGAACUUGUCAGUGACUGGACCGUUCUACUUCCAUUGUUACAUCAGGAGAAGGCACUGGUAAUUAU